This is a messenger RNA of Pectinophora gossypiella (pink bollworm), 1921 nucleotides long. RefSeq names its product beta-hexosaminidase subunit beta-like. The record is from RefSeq and is a predicted model, not a curated record. Gene Ontology annotation, molecular function: beta-N-acetylhexosaminidase activity. Gene Ontology annotation, biological process: ganglioside catabolic process; carbohydrate metabolic process; glycosaminoglycan metabolic process. Lineage: Eukaryota; Metazoa; Arthropoda; Insecta; Lepidoptera; Gelechiidae. Gene Ontology annotation, cellular component: membrane. The transcript has 10 exons. The coding region runs from base 59 to 1648 and encodes 529 amino acids.
AAAUAAUGCACGUUGGGUAUACAGCUAAGUUCGGUACGUAGGUCCCGCUAAACCGAACAUGUCGCGAGUGAUAAUAUUGUGUGCGCUUGCUGCAGUCACUGUAGCACUUGGGCCCCUCCCAUCCAUGCCGACGCGGGGCAGUAUAUGGCCGAAACCAUACAGUGAACAAAAGGGAAAUGUUGUAUACGUUAUGGGGGCUGGGUUUGAUCUCGAAAUGAUAGGUUGUGCCUUUAUGGGUGAAAUACAACUUGACUCCAUUUCUAAGAACAUGUUUAACUUACUAGAACUAGCGUAUAAGGUGAAAAAGAACCAACAAGAUAUCGACGAAUUGCCAAAAUCCUCUAACCUACCCGUGAUGAAUUACUUGACAACAAUACUAAUGCAACCCAACGACUGCGACACCUACCCACAUGCUGAUAUGGACGAAAGUUAUAAUCUUACUGUUAAACGUCGGGCUGUGCUAAAAGCUAACACUGUAUGGGGUAUCAUACGAGGUCUAGAGUCGUUUUCACAGCUGUUCUACAUGUCAGAUGAUUAUAAAGAAGUUCGUAUAAAUGCGACAACAAUUUACGACUACCCACAAUACUCGCACCGCGGUAUAAUGGUGGACACGUCACGUCACUACCUGUCGAUGGACACGAUGCACAAGUUGUUAGACGGCAUGGCCACCAACAAGAUGAAUGUGUUGCACUGGCACAUUGCCGAUGACCCGAGCUUCCCCUACAAGAGCAAGAAAUUCCCUGAACUGAGCGAAAAGGGACACUAUUAUCCGUCUAUGACAUACAAUAGAAGCGAAAUUUGGGAAAUUGUAAAACACGCUAGACGAGGGGGGAUCAGAGUCAUCCUUGAAAUGGACACACCAGGACAUGUAACUUCAUGGGGACUUUCACAUCCAGAAAUAAUGACGCAGUGCAAAGAAAUUGGUCCGAGGCCAUUGAAUCCUGUCAAGAACGAGACUUAUGAACUGCUUAGAGGACUAUUCAGAGAGGUGCAAGAUAUUCUCCCCGAGCGAUACCUCCACCUGGGUGGCGACGAGGUCUUUAAAGACUGCUGGACAGAAGAUCCUAUAACACAGCAAUACAUGAAGGAACACAAUAUGUCUACGGACGACCUUUACGGACUUUAUAUGAACAACACUAUGAAACUGCUUAAAGAAUACACUGUCCCUGUUAUGUGGGAGGAAGCUUUCUUCAACAAAAAAACUAACAUGACUCAUGCGGUGGUACAAGCGUGGCGUCCCAAUUCAAAUAUUGCGGAGAUAAUAAAAACACAUACAAAAGUAAUAUUCUCAUCGGAGUGGCAUCUGGACAAUGAUUUGACAAAACGUUUCGAUGACUUCUACAAGAUUGAUCCUCGACAAAUUGCGUAUAACGCGACAGGAGACCAUUCUCUGGACAAGUACAUCAUAGGCGGCGAGGCUUGUAUGUGGGGGGAAAUGGUGGACGAUAACAACAUCCUGAGCAGAAUUUUCCCGCGAGCGUCAGGGGUGGCAGAAGCGUUGUGGAGCGGAACGAAUGGAACGGUUCCUGACGAAGCCUUUAAUCGCAUGGAGGAGCAAGCCUGCCGGAUGCUCCGUCACGGUUACCCCGCUGCGCCUCCGUCUGGGCCCGGCUUUUGUAUUACAAUAAAAAACGUUAUAAAGCCAUAACCUAAAACGAAUCCCUUUCAUUCCAUGAGAUCCACGAACCGUAAGUGGGUCGAUCGGAAUUCAUAAAAUUACGUUAGGUACGUUUUACAAAAUCGCACCAAAACUCAUAAUAAAAUAAAUAAAAUAAUAAUAAAAAUAUAAUAAUUAAUAAUAAUAUUAUUGUAACUAUUGUGACACAUCAAAGAAUUAUUUAAUUUUUUUCAAGAAAUAUACAUUCACUUACUGUUUUAAAUGUAUUUUAUAACUGUGUCGUAAAUAAACGUUUUACCUAUA